This is a messenger RNA of Clonostachys byssicola, 810 nucleotides long. Lineage: Eukaryota; Fungi; Ascomycota; Sordariomycetes; Hypocreales; Bionectriaceae. The record is from the annotation of a GenBank genome assembly.
AUGCCGGACACCAUCUUCGCCUGCAUCAUCUGCGGCACGUUCGUGUACGAGGAGGACACAGUUCCUCAAGGUUAUCCCGAUGCUCAGCCAUGGCUGAAUAGAUUUCGAGGAAUCUAUCAAGACCGGGAAGGAAUUCACCUGACCGGAGUCAGUCGUAACGAUGAAAACCAACGACCGGAAUAUACAGCACCCAGGGACAUUCAUGCCAGAUGGGAAGACCCAGAGUAUGACCCUCAAAACGACAGCGUUAGGUUUGGCGCCAUGACACAACGUUCUGUCAACGGUCGAUAUGGCUUCAUCUUCCAUGAAUCCUGUUGGUCGCUUUUGGAAGAAACGUUUGCUCCAAACGAAGUUCCCCUUCAGCGACUGUUUGAUGUGUGCUUGUCAAUCCCAAUUGCUUGGGAUGUGAUGGACUGGGACCAUACUUACGGCGGUCUUCACCAACAACUUGACUUGACUUAUUCAUUCCCCUGGGAGCCGCGCGGGAUGGUCCUCCGAAAUGAAACUUACCUGGAAGUUCAUGACCCAUACCAAUACUUCAAUCUCACGGGCGAAGCAACAGAGCACCCUCCUCCAACAACUCUGGAUGGACCGAGCCGACAGACACAGGACCCAUUUCUGAAACUUCCGCUGGAAAUCUUGUUGAAGGUUGCUGAAGAAAUGGACACUUCCGACGUCCUCAGAUUCAGACUGAUCUCUAGAUCUUUCUGGCCCAUCUUUAACAUGCAGUCAUUCUGGCUUUCGCGGUUCAGAGCCGGCGCCGAAAGGUCUUGGGCCCAGACGGCACUUGGUCCCUAUCAGCGCGAUUAG